ACGAAACGUUGUAGUCAAGGAGUAGUAACGUAAUCGAACUUGUGUUUGGUUGCCAUGUUAAUGUGCCCUCCGAAACACCUGGCAAUUGCAGUUGUCCUUGACUUUUCAAGGUGUUAGCUUAUAGAGAAAAUAAUUUACCCAGUUAACAUAUUUCAAUGUAACAAUGAAAGGUGUUUUAGUUAAUACAGUAAAUAAGAAACUCUUGUUUUUACAUAUAGCAGAUGUCUUACGUAAAGAAACACAACCCUCCGAUUAGGCAAUAUCAUUAUAUUUACUGUGUACUUAACCAAUUAUGGUUCUAUGUUCCACACUGUAUUUGUGAAAAGUGGAGUCACCCAACAGUGUGAAACCCUAGAAAUUUGGGCCUUUUGACACAUGCCAUUUUGGAACAUAGCCAGUGUAUAUUUGCAUCCUUUUUUUGCAUGAAGUGAAACCCCACAGUAAUGAAAUUGCUAUCCUAGAUCUCCCUCCCUUCCCAUUUCCUUAUGUAAAGGAAAAUUUUAUAAGUGAAAGGCAAGGGGACUUGUGUGGCCAGUAUAGUUUUGUUACUAACUGAUAGCAGUUGUUUCUUUCCGGCUGUUUCUCCAUAUAUGUAAAUGUAUUCACCACCUAGUGAAGCAAGCCUGACACAGUCAUGUACACUUCAAAGACAGGAGAAACGACUGCAAAAGGAGCUUGUAUCCCUGAUAAAGGAACCACCACCUGGUGUUGUAAUAGAUGGAGAAUCCGUAGGACAAAGCCUAGACUUACUGGUGUUGAGUAUUAAUGGAGCUCAAGGAACUAUUUACGAGGGAGAACAAUUUCAGUUACAGUUCCGUUUCGGACCAAAAUACCCUUUUGAUUCACCUGAGGUUGUUUUUGUCGGAACAGAAAUUCCUGUUCAUCCUCACGUCUACAGCAACGGUCACAUCUGCCUCAGUAUACUGACCGAUGACUGGUCACCAGCUCUUUCCAUUUUCUCGGUUUGUGUGUCCAUUAUUUCAAUGCUCAGCUCUUGCAAAGAAAAGAAGAGACCACCAGAUGACAGUAUGUACGUGAAAACGUGCAGCAAGAACCCCAAAAAAACCAAAUGGUGGUACCAUGAUGAAGAAGUAUGAAAAAGAAGGAAACAGUUUUUCUUUACUCGUGUGUGCGACUCUGUGACAACAUUGUCGCAAUGCAAAAACGUGCGUCAGAUAUUCUAGUCGCCCAAAAAGUGGAGGAUUUUGUUUGGUUAUUUUUUGUUUUUUGUUUUUUUUUCAAGCGAUUUCACCUUCCAGCAUCUGCGUUAUUGCGUUGGAAACACUUAAGGAUCCAUUUCAUUCGUUGAUUCUUUGUUUCGUUUCUUAAUUAUGUUUGAUCCCCCCCCCCCGUACGAAUGGUUCUUUUUGCAGUUCUAUUGAUACUCCCUCCAAUGUCACCUAAUAGCAAUAUUACCGCAUUAGACUUCGA
Messenger RNA from Daphnia magna, 1431 nucleotides. RefSeq names its product ubiquitin-conjugating enzyme E2 W. The transcript is spliced from 7 exons. Lineage: Eukaryota; Metazoa; Arthropoda; Branchiopoda; Diplostraca; Daphniidae. The record is from RefSeq and is a predicted model, not a curated record. The coding region runs from base 597 to 1097 and encodes 166 amino acids.